UUUAGGGUUUACACAUGGAUGUAGGAUCUAUAGAUACAUUAUUGCUGUGAAUUUAUGAAUUAAUUAAAUAUUUUGUUAAAUAAAUUUAAUAAAUAGCCUAGAACAAGUAAUUUAAGCAAUUAGGUACUACCCCCGUUCCAAAACAAAUUCAUUUUUCACCGAUCCCACACAUAACAAUACAAAACCAAAUCUAGAAUAUCCACACUAUCAAAUUUCAAUACAAUCAUUUUUUAUUUUAUCUACUCUCAAUACAUUUAUUUCUUACUUUCACAAACUCUGAUAUAAUGAUUACUCUAAAAUGGACUUAUUUCGGAACAAAAGGGCGGGGUCAAAAAUAAAAACUUAGUACGAAACGGAGUGAGUAGAGGAUUUUUUUUUUUCUUUUGAGAUAACGUAUUUUAUAAACGUCCAGCAAGUAAUCUGUAACAAUAAUCCCAUGAAACAGGAUACUCUCGCAUGUGUAAAAUAUGAUAACUCGAAGGGUUCAUAUGUAAAAUAACACAUAUCAAUGUCGUUUCCCCAGUCCCCAUCGCCGAUGAUACCUCUCAAAUCUUCAUCCCCUCGGCCAGCAGGAGUGGCCAACACGCAGGAGCGCCUCGUCGGCGGCGGCGGCGGCGGAGUAUGGCGGCGCGGCCGAUCGCCAAGGCGGCCCACGAGCUUCCGUCGCUGUACCGUUUGGCCCUGAAAACCCCAGAGAUCUUGGUGGGGGCGGGGAAAUCCGGGCAGGCGGACAACGAGGCCCUCGACCUGUUCGACGGAAUGCCCCCGAAGAACCAGGUCGCCUGGAAUAAGGCGCUGGGCAUGCUCGUCGGCGCAGGGCGCAUAGAGCGGGCGCUCUCGUUUUUCCACGAGAUGCCCGGGAAGAACGCCGCCUCGUACGCCACCAUGAUCGGGGGCCUCUCCCGCGCCGGGGCGGCCUCCGUGGCGCGCCGCCUCUUCGACGACCUGCCGCUGGGAAAGCACAACGUGUUCACCUGGACGGCCAUGGUGUCCUGCCAUGUCCGGAACGGGGAGCCCCGCGAGGCGGUCCAGCUGUUCGCGGCGCUCUACGGCGAGCUCUACGAACGCGGGGUGCUGCCCAACGCGCACACGCUCAGCUCGUUGCUCAAGGCCUGCGUGGCUCUCCAGUCGCUCGCCAUGGCAACGCAGCUCCAUGCCCUGGCACUCAAGCUCCUGGAGGAGGAGAAUACAGAUAACACCUUUGUGUGGAACGGUUUGAUCGACGUGCACGCCAAGGUCGGCGCGUUGUGUGACGCCGAGAAGGUGUUCGACGGGAUUCGCUUCAAGGAUGCAAGUUCUUGGACCAUCAUGAUGGAUGGAUACUCGCGGCACAAGCUCAUCGACAAGGCUCUAUAUCUCUUCAGAUCGAUGAAGAACAAGGACGCCUUCACAUGGAACGUCAUCAUAUCCUGUUUGUGGCAGAACCGCCGAGGAGAAGACGCGCUCCGCCUCUUCAUCGAUCUGCUGAGGUUGGGUGAUCGCGACAAUGGCGGCGCUAAGCCGGACGCAUCAAUCUACACGACGGUCCUGCACAUCUGCUCGGUGCUGUCCCUGCUCACCCUGGGGAGGCAAGUCCACGCGCGCGCCGUCAAGAGCGGCCUCUCGCGCAGCCAUGUCUUCGUCGGCAACUCCCUGAUGAACAUGUACAGCUGCUCCGGCUCGACAGCCGAUCUGGAGAAGGUGUUCGACGAGAUGGCGGCGCGCGACGUCGUGUCGUGGAACACCGCGAUACAGGGGCUCGGCCAGAACGGCCGCGGGAGGCGAGCGCUGGCGUUCGCGGAGCGCGCGCUGGCGCUGGGGCUCUACAACGGCAGCACCUUCGUCGCCAUCCUGGCGUCGUGCAGCCACGCCGAGCUGGUCGCCGAGGGGAUGGCCUACUUCGACGCCAUGGAGGUCGAGUACGGGGUGGAGCGCGCGUUCGAGCACUACGUCGGCGCCAUCGAUCUCCUCGGCCGCGCGGGGCGGCUGCGGGACGCGCACGGCCUGCUCCUCGGCAUGCCGUUCGCGCCCAGCGCGCUGGCGUGGACGACGCUCCUGCACUGCUGCCUGGCUCACAAGAACUGCUCUAUCGGGAGCGUCGCGGCGAGGGAGCUCAGAGCGCUGCAGCCCGACGGCGGCGGCUGGAACUACGAGAGAUUGCUGCGAGGCUGCGGCGGCAGCGGCGGCGGCGGCGGAGGAGGUGGGGAAGCCGGAGGCGGGAAGAGCUCUGAACACUUACCAGGAUGCAGCUGGGUCGUCUGAAACUCUGAAUUCAUCAGAAAGUUCAGCUUUCGCAGGGCAUGGUUAACGCGAGCUACAACUUGAGGUUGGAUUCGCGAUGCUGAUCCAAUAAGGAAAAGGUGAUUUGAAGGAAAAAAAUAGUCCCAUGCUGAUACAACAAGGGAACAAGAGAGAUUGAUUUGAAUGAAAAAGCAACAAGAGAGAUGAUUUGAAGGAAAAAGUAGUCGGUGAAUGUUCCAUGGUGAGGUGAAUUCAGAACGAGAAUGGCAUUGAAGCAUCAGCCCCUCAUCAGAUGGGAAUGGAAUACGUGGUCCUUAGAAGCCUGAAGGAUGGAUGGGAGACACAUGCAGUGGAAGAAUCUAACUUGGAAACACAACAGUCCAACAAUACCAACUGCAAUGCGAGGGAUAAUCCGACUUCCAUGUGAACAUGGAUUCAUAUUUGCACGGUAUUUAUGCUGACCAUUUAGGUUUCCUUUCUUUCCAUGUA
Oryza sativa Japonica Group (Japanese rice) is the source of this 2709-nucleotide messenger RNA. RefSeq names its product pentatricopeptide repeat-containing protein At4g02750. Lineage: Eukaryota; Viridiplantae; Streptophyta; Magnoliopsida; Poales; Poaceae. Gene Ontology annotation, molecular function: RNA binding; protein binding. The record is from RefSeq and is a predicted model, not a curated record. Gene Ontology annotation, biological process: RNA modification. Gene Ontology annotation, cellular component: intracellular membrane-bounded organelle.